This is a messenger RNA of Eruca vesicaria subsp. sativa (arugula), 3551 nucleotides long. The record is from the annotation of a GenBank genome assembly. NCBI's taxonomy places the organism in Eukaryota, Viridiplantae, Streptophyta, Magnoliopsida, Brassicales, Brassicaceae.
AUCCGCGCGAGCCACAGAGAACAGAGUAGAGAGAGAAAGAGAGAGAAGUUGCUUUAGAGACGUUGUCGGACUUCAAACCACUCUCAGUACCGGAAUUUAGGAACUCCGUUUAAAUCCGAAGCCUUCAAAAAAACAAAAAAGGAUAAGCCUUUCCUUCUUCAGAGAGAUUUUGGAGUAGGAAAGAUAUGUCCACGCCUCUCAAAGUGUGGCAACGUUGGUCUACUAAGACGAAUCCAGAUUCUAAUGGUAAGGGUCCAGAAAUGGCGAGCCCAGUUACGGGUCGGGUCAGUGAGAUCCAGUACGAUGUUGAUCCAAGAAGAUUGCCUGAUAAAGUCUCAGAGCUUGAAAAAGAGCUUUUUGAGUAUCAACAGAGUAUGGGUCUUGUUCUACUCGAGAAAAAGGAGUGGAGUUCUAAGUACGAAGAGCUUCAACUAGAGUUUGAAGAUGCAAACGAGUGCCUUAGGAGAGAACGUAAUGCGCAUCUGGUUGCUAUGGCAGAUGUUGAGAAGCGGGAAGAGGGGUUGAGGAAAGCUCUGGGGAUUGAGAAGCAAUGUGCGCUUGAUCUGGAGAAGGCUCUGCGGGAGCUACGCACUGAAAAUGCGGAGGUCAAAUUUACAGCUGACUCGAAGUUGGCUGAGGCAGAUGCGUUGGUAAGAAGUGUUGAAGAGAAAUCUCUGGAAGUUGAGGCAAAGCUGCGUGCUGUUGAUGCAAGACUUGCUGAAGUUUGUAGGAAGAGUUCAGAGGUGGAGAGGAAGUCCAAGGAAGUGGAAGCUAGAGAAAGUUCUCUUCAAAGAGAGCGGUUUGCCUACAUUGCUGAACGAGAAGCAGAUGAGGCAACCUUGUCAAAGCAGAGGGAGGACUUGCGUGAAUGGGAAAAGAAGUUGCAAGAAGGAGAAGAAAGAGUUGCUAAAUCUCAAAUGCUUGUGAAGCAGAGAGAGGACAGGGCAAAUGAAAGCGAUAAGAUUAUCAAGCAAAAGGGAAAAGAACUUGAAGAGGCACAAAAGAAGAUUGAUGCUACUAACCUUGCUUUGAAGAAAAAAGAAGAUGAUAUCAGCUCAAGGAUAAAAGCUCUUACUUUAAGGGAGCAAGAGAUUGAUGUGCUGAAGAAAUCCUUAGAGACAAAAGAGCAAGAGCUACUAACUAUGCAAGAGAAUCUGGAGGCCAGAGAAAAGGUUGAAGUUCAGCAACUAAUUGAUGAACACCAAGCUAAACUGGAGGAAACACGGCGUGAGUUUGAGUUGGAAAUGGAGCAGAAAAGAAAAUCUAUUGAUGACAGCUUGAGGAGCAAGGUUGUUGAGUUGGAAAAGAGGGAGGCUGAGUGGAAGCACAUGGAGGAGAAAGUUGCUAAACGUGAACAGGCAUUAGAUAAGAAACUGGAGAAGCAUAAAGAAAAGGAAAAAGAUUUUGAAGCAAGACUGAAAGGCAUAAAGGGCAGAGAGAGAGCCUUGAAAAGCGAGGAGAAGGCACUGGAAACUGAGAAGAGAAAACUGGCCGAGGAUAAAGAAAAUAUACUCAAUCUUAUAGCUGAAGUCGAGAAGAUAAAGGCUGAAAACGAAGAACAGCUAUCAGAAAUUCAUAAAGAGAAGGAAGAGCUUAGAGUUACUGAGGAGGAGAGGUCCGAGUAUCUUCGUCUGCAAACUGAAUUAAAGGAGCAAAUAGAAAAGUGCAGGUCUCAGCAGGAGCUGCUUUCGAAAGAGGUUGAGGAUUUGAAGGCACAAAGGGAGUGUUUUGAGAAAGAAUGGGAAGAACUUGAUGAGAGGAAAGCUGAGAUUGAGACCGGACUAAAGAAUAUAACUGAUCAGAAAGUAAAACUUGAGAGAAACAGUCACUUGGAGGAAGAAAGGUUGAAAAAGGAAAAGCAAGAAGCAAGUGACAUCAUGAAAAGAGAGCUAGAAACUCUUAAAGUGGCAAAAGCUUCAUUUGCAGCUACUAUGGAGCAUGAGCGCUCGGUGAUCUAUAAGAAAGCUGAGAGCGAAAGGAGUCAACUGCUUCACGAUAUUGAAAUGCUCAAAAGGAAACUCGAAUUGGAUAUGCAGAGUAAACUGGAAGAAAGAGAGAGGGAGUUACAAGCCAAAGAGAAGUUAUUUGAGGAAGAGAGAGAGAAGGAACUGAGCAAUAUUAAUUACCUAAGAGACUUAGCUAGAAGAGAAAUGACGGAUGUGCAGAUUGAUAGACAGAGAAUAGAGCUAGAAAAGCUGGAAAUUGAUGCUAGUAAAAACCAUCUUGAAGAGCAGCAGACAGAGAUUCGGAAAGAUGUUGAUGACCUUGUUGCCUUAACCAAGAAACUGAAGGAACAGCGGGAACAGUUUCUUAGCGAGAGAAAUCGUUUCCUUACUUCCAUGGAAAGUAAUAGGAACUGCAAUCCUUGCGGUGAACUGCUUUCAGAGCUCGCUCUUCCUGAUAUUGACAACCUGGAACUGCCUAAUUUGUCAAAACUGGAAAACAUUCUUGAGAACCAAGCACCAAUGAGGGAUACAUCGCCAGCAGCUACCGCCUUAGGAUUGCCAGUUCAAACUGGUGGGACAGUGUCAUGGCUCCGGAAAUGUACUUCAAAGAUUCUUAAGUUGUCCCCAAUAAAAAUGGCAGAAACCUCUGGUACACUGAAUUUUACUGACCAGGAACCUCAGUCUACUGAGCAAGCUAACGUGAACAUUGGUCCAACAACUAUGCUUCAGGCCGAAUCUGAAAAUGACACAAGAGAAGUUGAACUCGCCAAUGCAGACUUGGACGGUGAUCAAAGCAACAUCGACAACAAGGCUCAAGAAGUUGCUGCAGAUUCUUUGUCUAAUCCAAAUGCUGAUGGUCAAUCACGUAUGAGAGGGAAAGCCAGAGUCAUAAGAACACGCUCUGUCAAAGAUGUUAUAGAAGAUGCUAAAGCUAUCUAUGGAGAAUCUGUAGAAUUCAAUGAGCCUGAUGAUUCAACAGAGAAUGUUGAGGACAGUGCUAAAGGAAAUGAUGAAAGCACUGGUGAACCUGCUCGUUCCGAUAAAGGAGGUUCAAAGAAUGGACGGAAACGUGGACGUAUGGGUUCUCUGAGAACGUGUACUACCGAGCAAGAUGGUAACGAGAGCGAUGGAAAAUCAGAUAGUGUCACAGGAGGAGAACGUAAACGUGGGAAGAGGCAGCAAAAGGUUGCAUCAGAACAACAACAAGAAGUGGUGGGACAAAGAUAUAAUCUCCGGCGAUCUACAAGGGUGGCUGGAAAAACCGCACUUGGUAAGAAGAAUGAAGAGACUGGUGGAGUGCAACAAGACGAUGGUAUUUACCAUACUCAAACCACUGCUACAGAAUCAGUAGGCGUUGCUAUUAGCCAUAAUGGAGUAAGCACGAAUGUGGUGGAGCGGGAAGCCAUGGCAAUGUCUGAGGAUACGGAUGCUGGUUCGCCCAAAAGAAUAGGCGAGAGUGGAGCAAUGAGUGAAGAAGAUGUGAACAAAACACCUCAAAGGGUUGACUCUGGAAACGAGUAUGGUGAUGAAGAAGAUGAAUCAGAAUCAGAACAUCCCGGGAAAGUCUCCAUUGGUAAGAAGCUCUGGACAUUCCUGACGACAUAG